Messenger RNA from Entelurus aequoreus (snake pipefish), 920 nucleotides. It is a transcript of the gene mfap2, whose product is annotated as microfibril associated protein 2. The transcript is spliced from 9 exons. NCBI's taxonomy places the organism in Eukaryota, Metazoa, Chordata, Actinopteri, Syngnathiformes, Syngnathidae. Gene Ontology annotation, cellular component: microfibril. The coding region runs from base 108 to 602 and encodes 164 amino acids. The record is from RefSeq and is a predicted model, not a curated record. Gene Ontology annotation, biological process: embryonic eye morphogenesis.
CAAGCUGGGGGCUCCGAAAGUCCUCUACUCAGUGGGCGUAUGAAGGCUGCAGGAAAGUCGCACAAUAAAGCAAAGACAGCAAAGUUUGUGAGAGUCACUGACUGACCAUGAGAGUCCUCCUCUUCAUCUGCAUGCCAGUUGUGCUCGCCCAGGCUCAGUACCAGGACCCCUUCCCUUUCCUGCGGGACUAUGAGCCAGAUUAUUUCACAGAGUCUGAGAAUCCCGAUUCUCUUCCCGGAACCUUCCAGCAGCAGGUUCACAUUGACCCUGUGAUUCGUCCAGAAAAAACAAACCUCAACUUGGAGACGGAGCCCACGGAGCCCGGUCCUCUCGAUUGCAGAGAGGAGCAGUAUCCCUGCACCAGACUCUAUUCUGUGCACAAACCAUGCAAGCAGUGCCUCAACAGUCUGUGCUUCUACAGUUUGAGACGGGUGUACGUCAUCAACAGGGAGGUGUGUGUGAGGACCGUGUGUGCUCACGAGGAGCUGCUCAGGGCGGACCUGUGUCGGGACCAGUUCUCCCGCUGUGGCGUGGCGGCGGUGAGCGGCCACUGUGGGUCGGUGGGAGGAAGCUGCGGGAAGAGCUGCGGCGGCGGGUGCUGAUGCUGCCGAUGAUGAUGAUGUCCUACAACGUCUUGUACUUGUACAUGUAUGAGCCCGUGUGUAUGUUUGAUUAUACUCCAAAGAAGCGUGAUGAUUGUACAAACCAAUGGUGCUAUAAACCAUCACACUGGUGCUGUGUAUUACAGGCCCCCCACUUUCUCACCCUAUUAAAUGGCUUUGUAUUUGUACUGUACUAUGGUGUCCUUUUCCAAAAAGCAGAAGAUAAAGAAGCUUUUUCUACCAAAAUGCUUUGAUCAGCGCUACUACUGCUUUGUUAAAGUGUUCACUAUGAAGACAGAGGUAAUAAUAAAGUUGUUG